AUGAAGCCCACAAUCCAAGCUCUGAGAAAGGUUUUUAACUUUGAAAUACUACCAGAAUCAUACUUUGAUGAACAAAGAAAGCAACUUCUGGAGAACUCAAAAGAAUUGAUACCAGCAGUAGCCCAAUAUAUUCUAAUUACAGAACGAGUGAAGCUAGUGAACUUGAGAGAAUAUAGAAGAAUUCUAAAUAGAUAUUAUGUUCUGGAUAAGAAGUUACCUGAAGCAUACUUCAACCUUCCUCCUUCUAAACCAAACCUACCAGCAACCUCACAAGAACUAAAUAAAAAAAUCAAAUACAUGUUUCCAUUCUACCCAUACAAUCAAGACCACUUUAGGAAAUAUGUAAAUAUAUUAAGAAAGUACUACACAUUUAAAAGAGUACCCAACAACUUUAUCAUAGCAAAAAGAAGACUUCCACAAAACCCCAAGAACUUAUACUUAAAAACAACAUUCACUUUUCCAAUCAACAGUAAAGAAAAAGCACUUAAUUUCAUUCAAGAGAUACCAAAGGAAUAUAAUAUACCUUCUGCAUUCACACCAGAAUACAUGAGCGUAAAUCCCACAGAGAAACCUAACCUUCUCCAAGACUAUAAAGAAAUAGAAGGAUUCAAAAUAAUUAUUCCAAUGACCUCUAUAGAACAAGUAGCAGAUACAGCAAGAAAAUUAAGGACCAAAUAUUACUUCUACAGAAUAUCAGAAAACUGGAUCGAAAUUGAAGAAACAUAUAGUAACUUACUAUACAAUAUUAACAACUUACCAAACACUAUUGAAGAAUUAAAAGCAGAAGUGGAAAAAAAACAGUUAGAGCUAGUUAAUACAAUACCUGUAGUAAGACACGAUGAAACAGAAGCAGUUAUGAAAUAUUUAAUUUAG
Messenger RNA from Dentiscutata erythropus, 873 nucleotides. NCBI's taxonomy places the organism in Eukaryota, Fungi, Glomeromycota, Glomeromycetes, Diversisporales, Gigasporaceae. The record is from the annotation of a GenBank genome assembly.